CCCCUCGGUUUAGAAUUCCUAAUUUUUCUAUCGAACUCCUCCCCUCAUUUCUGUACUUAGUCUACAUGUCCACACCUAAUUCUGCUGAUCAUUGGCAGUCCAAGCUUACUCCUCAGGAAAAGCAAGUUUAUGCCGACUUGUUUAAAAAAGUCGAUGCCGAUGACAAAGGCAUCGUUCUCAAAGACGAAGCAAUGGCUUUCUUCAAGAAAUCCAACGUCCCAAUGAACAUCUUGUCAGAGUUCUGGACGGCCGCCGACAAUGACAAUAAAGGGUUCCUGACCGACCAGGAAUUUGCAGUGGCACUCAAGCUGAUUGCUUGUGCACAACAUGGCAUCUUGACCGCUUCACCUAUUCUAUCGACAACGGUUUCUCUACCUUAUUUCGAUGGUACCACACCCGCCCCGUCAUCUGUUUCGACCCCGCGCUUCAACAACAGAGCACCCACCAGUCCCAUGACUAGCAACGCUGGUGAAACCAUUUCACCAGAAGAUAGAAACAAGUACAUCAGCUUUUUCCACACGGCUAACCCGGUAGAGGGUGUCUUGACAGCGGACAAGGCAAGACAAAUGUUUCUUCGAUCGGGAUUACCUCUGUCCACCUUGGAAAAUGUGUGGGACUUGGCUGAUACGCGAAAAUCAGGGACUUUAAAUCAGACUGAGUUCAUUAUUGCCAUGCAUUACAUCGGUCAGAUACUGAAAGGCAAUAUUACUUCUCUUCCAUCUUCUCUUCCAAGUCACAUCUAUGCUGCAGCCACAGGACGCAUGACCACAGGAUAUGUUAAACCGCAAUACACAGGGACUUCGCCCCUAAUGUCGCAUGCCACAGGCGGUGGGCUCGGUCGUCAACCUUCUUCGCUCUUUACCGGUGAACAGUCGCAUAAUGCAGACAGAGGCGUGCUCGACAUCUCGCCUGAAGAAUUAUCCACAUACAAAGGUUACUUUGCACGCAUUGCUACCGACAAUAGCGGAUACAUCUCAGGAGCGGAUGCGGUCCAGUUUUUCCGACACUCCAAACUUCCUGAAUCAGAUCUUGCCCGUAUUUGGGAUUUAGCGGAUACCAAUUCCACAGGACGAUUAAAUGAAAACGAAUUUGCCAUUGCAAUGCAUCUGAUCAAUCGACGCAUCGCCGGUGGCCAAAUUCCCAAUGCCUUACCGAGACCACCCGGUUUCCAACAACAGCAACCGUCGUCCUUGGCAGCGAUUGAUCUGUUAGGAUUGUCAGAUAAUCAGGCUGCCGAAUCCAACAGCACACCUCAGUGGAAAGAUGCAGGGAAAUCGGAUCUGAAUCAUGAGAGAUCGCUGCUGGAGAACACUUUCGCUACUUUGCAGAGUGAAGUGCAGAGCGAAAGUCAGCGUGUGACUUCGCUACGUUCACAGCAUGAUGCGGAGGCCGAGACCGUGCGUGAGUUGCAAGAAAAAAUUGAUCAAGAAAAAGAAAAGUUGGCCCAAUGGAAACGGUCGGCGGAGAAGGCCGAGCAAGAAUUGGAAACACAAAAGAAGAAGAAAGAGGAAUUGUUGCGAUCACUACAAACGUACCGUGCCGAAACUAAAUUCCAAAAGGAACGAGCUGAACUGGCGGAAAAGGAACUGGAAGCCUUGAAAGCGGAAAAUGCAUCUUUGAAAAAAGACUCGACCAGUCAUGAUGCGGGCUCGGAUUUAUUUGCAUUAUCAGCGGUGCCCGAUACAGGCAUGUUUGGAAAAGUGCACGAGGAGAAAGACGAAGGUGGGUUCCCGCCGUUCAGUCCUAGCUCGUCAUCGGCUGCCGGUCGACCCAUGUCCCCGAGCAGUACCACCAGCAGUAAAGUCUCGUCGAAUCACAAGAACUAUGACCCAUUUGCCGGAUUCAAGACCUCGCGGCCGUCUUCUCCCAAAGUAUCAUUAAAUCACUUGAAGCAGGAAUCCGAAGCCAAACAGAAACGAAUGUCUGGAUCCAACGUUGAUAUCAGCGAAAUUGAAGCCAAGUUUCCCGAUCUCAGUACCAUGGAAGAAUCAUUCACACCCACAACCCCGGUGAAAACGUCCAAAGACUUGCCUUCCGCUUCCUCUUCACCUUCCUUUGCAAAGGCAUCCGUCACAAGUCCAUUCGCCAAACAUGCAAAUCCUGUCUCCUCCCCCAAGCCUGCCUUUUCCGCCACGCCCACUGUGUCUUCCACCUCCCCUGUCACCACCAAACCUACCAGCACCACGGCCCGGUCCAAAUAUGGAUUUGACUUGUCUGCAUUUGAAGGACCUUCUUCCUCGCCAAAUCCCAGUACAUCUUCCUAUUCGAUCAAGGACGAAUUAAGUUCCAUUUUUGGUAGUCCCUCUGAAGAACCCAAGCCUUCCACAGAGAAACCCAACUUUAACGACGUGUUCAAUCUCAGUACACCAUCACAGACACCAUCACAGACGCAAGAAAAUCAACCUAAGAAAAACACCUCAUUUGAUGACAUCUUUUUUUAAAUUAAAAUAUUUGAGAAAACCCACAACAAGAAUCAUAACUCGCCGUCGCUUUGCACCCCGAUAAUGGAUCCUAAAUUUUCACCACAUCAUGAAUGAAUAGGUAGCUGUAGGUACCUUGCUGCAUUCAUUAGUGCUGUUCGUUAUCCCAUUCAUUUAAUUCAUAAUAUGUUGUGCCGAACAUGAUUCAAAAACGGAGCUACAUUUCUUGCAGAUAAAGCCUUUCAUAUUACAUCGA
Messenger RNA from Radiomyces spectabilis, 2676 nucleotides. RefSeq lists its product as uncharacterized. Bases 66 to 2441 code for a protein of 791 amino acids. The transcript has 8 exons. Gene Ontology annotation, cellular component: plasma membrane; cytoplasm. The record is from RefSeq and is a predicted model, not a curated record. Gene Ontology annotation, biological process: endosomal transport; endocytosis. Gene Ontology annotation, molecular function: calcium ion binding; protein binding. Lineage: Eukaryota; Fungi; Mucoromycota; Mucoromycetes; Mucorales; Radiomycetaceae.